This is a messenger RNA of Daldinia loculata, 794 nucleotides long. RefSeq lists its product as uncharacterized. The transcript is spliced from 2 exons. Lineage: Eukaryota; Fungi; Ascomycota; Sordariomycetes; Xylariales; Hypoxylaceae. Bases 267 to 794 code for a protein of 175 amino acids. The record is from RefSeq and is a predicted model, not a curated record.
CGGGAAUUGCCCCUUUUGGAAUAUCAUACAUGAUACGGAUGCUCACGAUCACGAUAGGCGCCAUUUUUUUCUUAAGCCCCCAAUCGGCCUGAGCCUACAGUCUGUAUACCGGCAGCCGUCUAUUUUACUCGCAGUAUUGUGCCAGAGUUAUCGUAGAGAUUUAAAUAUCUUCUCACGCCCAAUCCCUCUAGCACAGCUAUUUCCCUCUCGCAAGUAUUCCCAGUCUUCUUCCCUUUCCGCUCCGGCAAUACGUUACCAACCAGAACAUGUUACCCUACUUAUCCUACCUCAGCACCACUGUGCUCGGUCUUGUACACGGUCCGCCAAGCCUGAGCUUAACCGCCGUGACCGGGAGGAACAACACGUCCGUCUUUGAAUGCUGGCAGCUUACCUCGCCGUUUACCAAAACGGCGGGUGCGGACGUGCUGCGAAUGGGUGAUAUCGCAAAUGCGUCGUAUUACAGCAUCCCGCCGAGAAUCGACGGCGGGCGGCACCCGGGGCCCGCAAAACAAUAUAUCUGGGUCAUCAGCGGCCUUAUGCAUAUGUCCUUGCCGAACGCCACGGAUGAAGUAAUCGUGCACGGUGGCAGAUAUGGGCUCAUGUAUAUCGACGACACGGCGGAUGUCUCGGCUGGGGGUCACAGGUCGAUGUUUCCGGGAGACGACGAAACGAUUCUCCUUAUGAUUCCUGUUCGGGGUGGGAUUAACCCUCCCCAUUGGGUUUUAUAUGAUGGACCCUGCAGGAUUGGGGCGGCGCCGGUUGGUACCGGAGAAUGGACGCCGCUGGACCCGUGA